Ustilaginoidea virens is the source of this 2622-nucleotide messenger RNA. RefSeq lists its product as uncharacterized. Gene Ontology annotation, molecular function: protein binding. The transcript is spliced from 5 exons. The record is from RefSeq and is a predicted model, not a curated record. The coding region runs from base 1 to 2622 and encodes 873 amino acids. NCBI's taxonomy places the organism in Eukaryota, Fungi, Ascomycota, Sordariomycetes, Hypocreales, Clavicipitaceae. Gene Ontology annotation, cellular component: endosome.
AUGAUGGCGACCACCGGCAGCGUCCUAUCGCUGCCAUUUCGACGGUCAACCCAUCUCUCAUUAGCCUCCACGAUCCGCCAGUACAUCAAUAGCAAGUAUGACCAGCACCCCGACAUGUUCAAGCGGGACCUCGAGGUCAUUGAUGCCCUUCGUCGAGACGCCGUCAACGUUCGCGAACCGCACCCUAGCGGGGUCAAGAAGCUUCAGGCUUACGCCGGCCAGUUGGCUUGGAUAAGCGGCAAGUUUCCGAUCGAUAUCGGAGCCGAGUUUACGUGGUAUCCUGCGCUUGGGUACAAUACCGAACGGCCCAUGGUGCGAAACAAUAUCAAGUACGAGCUUCUCAACGUGCUGUACAACCUGGCAGCAUUGUAUUCGCAGCUGGCGGUCAAUGCUCCGCGCAACAACGCCGAGGGUAUCAGAUCGGCAGCCAACAACUUCUCCCUCGCCGCCGGCGUACUCUGCCACAUGAAGAAGGAAGUGGUGCCCGAGUUGCGACUGUCGGACCCGCCCGAGGACAUGGACGAGCAGACGUUGGAGUCCUUGAUGCAACUGUGCCUGGCCCAGAGCCAGGAGUGCUUCUGGCAAAAGGCCGUGGUUGACGGGUACAAGGAUGCGUCCAUAGCCAAGCUGGCGGCCAGGGUUUCGGAUUUGUACAAUCUGGCUGGGGAGGCAGCCGUGAAAAGCGAAGCGAUUAGCAGCGCCUGGAUUCAUCACAUGACCGCCAAACACCAUCAUUUUGCCGCCGCCGCGCAAUAUCGAGCUGCUUGCGACUGCUUGGAAAAGAGAAGAUACGGCGAAGAGGUGGCUAGGUUGACGGAUGCGGUUGCUUGCGCUUCGGAGGGCCUGAAGGAGACAAAGGGCGGUUACCUGAACAAGACAGUGGUGGACGACCUUCACGGGCUGAAGAGAAAGGUCGAGGAGGAUCUUAAGCGGGCCGAGAAGGAUAACGACAUGAUCUUUCUAAAUCCCGUUCCUCCCAAAUCGGAGCUCAGAAUCUUGGAGAGGGCAAACAUGGCAGUGGCUCGAGUGCCGCCUCAGGUGGAAAGCCCUUUCGAUUUCUUGGGCGACGGAGCAGAAUUCGGGCCGGCGCUGUUUUCCAAGCUGGUUCCGUUUUCCGUUCACGUCGCAACGUCAAUUUACGAAGAGCGCCGCGACCGCAUGGUGAACCAAAACAUUAUCCAGGAGUUGGAGACUCUCAACGACAGCAUUCACUCUUUGCUGCGCUCAAUCGGCCUUCCCGGAUCACUGCAGGCACUGGAAAAGCCUCUAGGUUUACCUCCAAACUUGGUGCAGCAUGCCGAAGAGCUCAGGCAAGCAGAAGCCAUCGAAAGGCUCCGCAAGUCGUUUGCAGACCUUGAAAAACUGCGAGCAGCCGACGUGGCCAUAUUUGACGAAGGAAAGUCAGCCCUGGCCGCCGAAAACGACGAGGACCAGAAGCUGAGGAGGAAGUACGGCACUGAUCGGUGGAACCGCCCCGAAAGUCAAGGCGAUGCCCAGGGCGGCCAACUCUGGGGACACGCCGCAGGGAUCGAAGAAUACUUCACCAGCAGCGCCAGCAGCGACGAAGUGGUGCGAGAAAAGUACACCGCCAACGAGGAACUGCUGCAUAUUCUGUGCGGCCCCGACAGGGGCCUCUUGGACUUUGUGCCCACCAGUUCCCAGCGGGACACGAACCCUGACCUGAAGCAGUCGGUCGGAAAGCUAAGGAGCGCAUACAACGACAUUCUGAGGCUCGAGAGCAAAAGGCGGAAGAAGAUGGAGGCGUUGCGCCACAACGCGCGCAAGGACGACAUCAAGCCCGACAUCUUGAAGGAGGCAGCCCGUCUGGAGCGGACAUACCCAUCCAUCGCGAUUGUUCCCGCACACUUUGAGGAUUUCUUUGAGAAGAGGCUGGACAGACUGUACGAGCCGGAACUUGAUGCCCUGGAUGGCGAGGCCGCCGAGCAGGACCGACUACUGAAGGAGGUGGAACGCGCCAACAAUGAGUUUGAGGCGCAGAAACGCAGGUGCGGAGACAGGGGAUCACACGAACGGGAAGUGGCGCUACAGAAGCUGGAUGGCGCAUAUUUCAAGUACAAGGAGAUAAUAAACAACCUCGAGGUGGGCAGAAAGUUUUACAACGACUUGAGCAAGAUUGUUGGGCAAGGGUUUCGUGAUGUGGUCAGGGCAUGGGUGGCAGAGAGGCGGAUGGAAGCCAGGGCGUUGGAAGAAGAAAUCAACAUGCCAACCUUGUCUACUCUGAGCCUCUCAAGGAACCAGCCAUCACCGCCGCAGAGCCCGACAACAAAGGCACCGUGCCAGCAAGCGCAAGCGUCUUACUUUGCGGCAGACCCCGUGCCAGCGAGGCUUUCUCGUGCUCCGUCACCGCCACAACAGCAAGCUUUGCAAGCGUCCAGGCAGUUCAUCACCAGCCCUGCCGAGGCGUCGAUCCAAUCAUGGGCAGGAGAUGGCGUUGAGCAGCCGCAGCCAGUGGCACCGCAGAGAACCCCCAUGCCCAUGGCAGCCAUGUGGAAUCCCGCGAUGGGAAUCAAGUUUGGCGGCGGCGGCCCUCCACCGGGGCAGAGUAAGCAGGACGGCGGUUCCACAACCUGGCAUCCCGGCUCGGGGAUCAAGUUUGGCUGA